UCUCUGUCUCGCUCCCUCUGCUUCGUCUUCAUUCUUGUCCCUUCGCUUCCAUCAACCUCGCCUCUCUUCUCGCUCUUCACUCCCGUUCCCAUCCUUCGCUUCUCUCUCCUCUCUCUCUCUCUCUCUCUCUCUCUCUGAAACUUUCUCUGAUCUCCACCUCUCUCUCUCUCUCUCUCUCUGUCUCUCUUCUAUCAGCGCAACCGAAUCCCUCUGCGGAAAAAAAUCACAUGAAAUGGAGGGCGAGAGAAUGGAAGACGACGACAGGGACGCGAUCGCUUCCCUGAGCUCCGUCCCUCCGCCGCGCAAGAUCCACUCCUACAGCCAGCAGCUCCGCACCCCCUCCUCCUCCCACAAGAAGCGCCACCAGAUCCGCAAGCACAGCCUCGACGACGACCGCAUCCCUUCCAGCAUCGACCAGUUCUACACCAAUCGCUCCUCCUCCGAUGACGACGCCGACGACUUCUUCCCUUACUCCUCCACCGCCUCCGCCAGCGGUGACGACUCUGAUUACGCUUCUCACAAGGCGGCUGCCGGCGACGCCCCCGCCAGGGAGGAUCUCCAUCCAAUGCUGGAGUUCGUCGCGAGUGGCGGCGGAGCAGGGAUCUUCCGUGUGCCGCCGCGCUCGGCCGUGCAUCCGAGCCGGCCUCCGUGUCUGGAGCUGAGGCCGCAUCCCCUGAAGGAGACUCAGGUGGGUAAGUUCCUCAGGAACAUUGCUUGUACGGAUACUCAGCUUUGGGCUGGCCAGGAGAGCGGAGUGAGGGUUUGGGAUCUCACGAAGGUGUCUGAGGUCGGGUCAGGGCUCGGGGGUAGGACCCGGAGAGGCGAUGAGGAUGCCGCGCCGUUCCAUGAGUCUGUGACAACGUCACCCACAAUGUGUUUGAUAGUUGAUUCUGGGAAUAGGCUGGUGUGGACUGGUCAUAAGGAUGGGAAGAUCAGAUCCUGGAAGAUGGACCAGCCAUUUGAGCAGGAUGCUCCUUUCAAGGAAGGCUUGUCAUGGCAGGCGCAUCGCGGUCCAGUGCUUUCGAUGGUCAUGACUUCUUAUGGUGAUCUUUGGACUGGAUUCGAAGGUGGCGUUAUUAAAAUAUGGCCUUGGGAAACCAUUGAAAAAUCUCUCUCUCUAUCACCAGAGGAAAAACACAUGGCUGCUCUACUGGUGGAGAGAUCAUUCAUAGACCUAAAGAGCCAAGUCACCGUCAACGGUGUUUGUAGCAUUUCUUCUUCGGACGUGAAGUGCUUAUUAGCAGAUAAUGUUAGAGGAAAAGUUUGGGCUGUGGGAGCACUCUCGUUUUCAAAAUGGAAUGCUCGCACUAAAGAGCUUUUGAAAUGUUUUAACAUAGAGGGUCAGAUCGAGAACCGGGUUGAUGUUGCUUCAGUACCAGAUCAAGCGGUGGAAGAUGAAAUGAAAGUUAAAUUUGUCUCUACAUCGAAAAAGGAGAAAUCUCAGAGCACUAGUUUUUUGCAGCGGUCUCGUAAUGCCAUAAUGGGAGCUGCUGAUGCAGUUCGCCGAGUGGCUACAAAGGGUGCUGGGGCAUUUACGGAAGAAAAUACCAAGAAAACAGAAGCACUUGUUCAAACUGCCGAUGGAAUGAUUUGGACUGGAUGCUCAAAUGGUUUACUGGUGCAGUGGGAUACACGGGGAACCCGUUUGCAAGAUUUUAAUCACCAUGCUUGUGCAGUUCUAUGCUUCUGUACUCUUGGAACACGAAUUUAUGUAGGCUAUAUCAGUGGAUUAAUCCAGGUCUUGGACCUCGAGGGAAAUGUAGUUGCAGGGUGGAUUGCUCACAGCAGCCCGGUGAUAAAAUUGGCAGUUGGAAGAAAUUAUAUAUAUAGCUUAGCCACUCAUGGUGGCAUACGUGGGUGGAAUAUAACAUCCCCAGGACCUAUUGACAACAUUAUACGGUCAGAAUUGGCUGCAAAAGAAGAAAUAUACACAAGACAAAACAAUGUCAAAAUAUUGGUUGGCACGUGGAAUGUUGGCCAGGGAAGAGCUUCUCAGGAGUCGCUUUCAUUGUGGUUAGGUUCUGCUGCCUCAGAUGUUGGAAUUGUUGUUAUUGGGUGCCAAGAAGUGGAGAUGGGUGCCGGGUUUCUUGCGAUGUCAGCCGCAAAAGAAACUGUAGGGCUUGAAGGGAGUUCAAUUGGACAUUGGUGGCUGGAUACUAUUGGGAAGACUUUGGAUGAAGGAAAUACGUUCGAGCGUAUGGGGUCUAGGCAGUUGGCUGGGUUGCUCAUAGCUCUCUGGGUUAGAAAGAAUCUCAGAACACACGUUGGAGAUGUUGAUGUGGCAGCAGUUGCAUGUGGCUUUGGUCGUGCAAUUGGUAAUAAGGGUGGUGUAGGUUUGAGAAUCCGUGUCUAUGAUCGGAUUAUAUGCUUUGUGAACUGUCACUUGGCAGCACAUUUGGAAGCUGUCAAUCGGCGGAAUGCUGAUUUUGAUCACAUCUACCGAACUAUGGCAUUCAGCCGAUCAUAUAAUGUACUCAAUGCUGCAGCUGGUAUGGUCCCAUACCUGAUUUUGUCUUGCUAUCUUGCCUUGUGCAUAUAUUCAUUUUGGCUACUCUAUUCUUCUGGCUUGCCAUUUGUGCUCUCUGUUGCAGCUGGUGUCUCCUCUUCGGCACAGAUGCCUCGCAGUAUGAGUAACACGGGUCACAACUCUGAGGAGGGAAGACCUGAUCUGUCAGAGGCAGAUAUGGUGGUGUUUCUUGGUGAUUUCAACUACAGACUAUUUGGUAUAUCUUAUGAUGAAGCAAGGGACUUUGUUUCCCAGAGAAGCUUUGAUUGGCUUAGAGAAAAGGAUCAACUGAGAGAAGAAAUGAAGGCAGGGAAAGUAUUCCAAGGAAUGCGUGAGGCACUCAUCAGAUUUCCUCCAACUUACAAGUUUGAACGUCACCAAGCAGGUUUAGGAGGAUAUGAUUCUGGAGAGAAGAAGCGCAUUCCUGCUUGGUGCGACAGAAUCCUCUAUCGUGACAACCGGUCCUCUUCAGUGUCAGAAUGCAGCUUGGAGUGUCCCAUUGUCACAUCUAUAUUACAGUAUGAGGCUUGUAUGGAUGUGACCGACAGUGAUCACAAACCUGUACGCUGUAAGUUCAGUGCUGAAAUUGCUCAUGUUGAUCGAUCAGUUAGGAGACAAGAGUUUGGGAAUAUAGUGAAAUCAAAUGAAAACAUCAGGACCAUGCUAGCAGAAAUGCGUUGUGUUCCUGAAACUGUUGUGAGCACUGACAGAAUACUUCUGAAGAACCAGGACACUUAUGUUUUAAGGAUCACCAACAGAUGUGUCGAUGACAAAGCCGUGUUUAGAUUUAUCUGUGAAGGUCAGUCUGCUAUGAAGGAGGAUGCUCAUUCAUCAGAUCAACGUCCAAGAGGUUCCUUCGGCUUCCCACGAUGGCUUGAGGUGAUGCCAGCUGGUGGCAUAAUAAAACCGGAACAAUUUGUGGAGGUUUCGGUCCACCAUGAAGAAUUGCAUACGCUGGAGGACUUGGUUGAGGGAAUACCACAGAACUGGUGGUCUGAAGAUACCCAGGAUAAGGAAGUGAUGUUAAAGUUGAUAAUUCAAGGAAGUUGCUCCACCGAAAUACAGAGCUACCGGAUCCGGGUGCAUCAUUGCUAUUCAUCUAAGAUGCUUCGUGUGGACUCAAAGUUGACCAGUUCCAGAAAAAGUCAAGGUGGUUCAGUUUACCUGCCUGAACAUCGGCAGCACAGCAAUUCUACUGACGUUGAUGACUUCCGGAAUUUGCACAACCCUUGAAUGCUUGAGCGGGAAAUGGGAUAUUUGUUUGGGACCUUAUGCACCCUUGCCAACUGCACAUUCGGUUCUGAUGCUGAAGGUUUCCUCAGAUUCAUGCGAAGCAGGCAAUAUCCGGAUGUAAAUACUCAGCUUCUUGCUUCUAGGAGCAGGUUCAAAUUCUUUUACCAUGCUUUCAGAUAUUUCUUCAACUAGAUUGGUCGUCUUCUAAUUCUUUAACUAAUGGCAUGUUAGUCAAGGCUGUAUAAUGUUGUCGGCAAAAUAGCUCUUUUUUCUUUUAUAUAAUAGAGGUGGAAAUGUGGAAAGUAAUCGGGAGAUAAUUUUGGGUGUAUGAUUAUACUGUUUGUGUAUAAUUCCUGGAGAGAUGCAAAAUCUUUCCUCAAGUAUAUGAAAGGAAUGACUUUUUGAGCUUC
Molecule: messenger RNA, 4149 nt
Organism: Syzygium oleosum
Lineage: Eukaryota; Viridiplantae; Streptophyta; Magnoliopsida; Myrtales; Myrtaceae
Product: type I inositol polyphosphate 5-phosphatase 12-like
Exons: 10
Coding region: 233-3739 (1168 amino acids)
Biological process (GO): phosphatidylinositol dephosphorylation
Molecular function (GO): phosphatase activity; protein binding
Source: RefSeq, a predicted model, not a curated record